Molecule: messenger RNA, 1959 nt
Organism: Spathaspora passalidarum NRRL Y-27907
Lineage: Eukaryota; Fungi; Ascomycota; Pichiomycetes; Serinales; Debaryomycetaceae
Exons: 1
Coding region: 86-1624 (512 amino acids)
Biological process (GO): transmembrane transport
Cellular component (GO): membrane
Molecular function (GO): transmembrane transporter activity
Source: RefSeq, a predicted model, not a curated record
AACAAUGCCAUCCGGGGAGUGAAAAUAACGUUACAAGGGCAUCUUGCUGAGUAAUACUGUGAAAUUCAUACAAUUCAUCUUCAACAUGAUCCAAAGCCUACCUGACGAAUUUACUGCCAAUUCUUUUACUAACCAAAUCACACCAAUGCAAAGCUCCUCGCCUGACCCCUUCCCCGCCACUGAAUCAGAUGCUCCGAAUGCGCCGCUCAAUCCAGACACUCAUGAGGAUGAAAACCCCCAAUUCCUUAAUGUUCGACAUCAGGUGGAAUACGAAGGAGAAAUCCUCACAGUGGAUACCACCAAUUGGAGAAUAUCCACAUUACUCAAGUUUCAAAUUCUUGCUGCAUACACCAUAUUCACAUUGUUCGGUCUAGCUGAACAAACAACAGGAACAAUCAUUCCUAAACUCCAACAACACUACCAAAUCAAUGAUCUAUACACCAGUUUCAUCUUCUUAUGUGGUGUUACAGGAUACCUUACCAUGGCUCUAAUUUCUAAUAUGACACACGAAGCAUUUGGGAUUAAAGGGGUAACUACGUUGGGAACAACUUCCAUGACGGUGGCAUAUUUGAUUGUAUCCACAAAGCCACCAUUCUUUGUCUACUUGAUUUGUUCCUUUAUGAGUGGACUCGGUUGUGGUGGGUUAGAUGCAAGUUUAAACACUUGGAUGGGAAAUCUUGUUGAUUCAAAUCAACUAAUGGGAAUAUUGCAUGGUUGUUAUGGUAUGGGCAGUUUGAUUUCGCCUACUUUGGUGACUUACCUCAUGGAAAAGAAGAACAAUCCAUGGACUUGGAAUCAGUACUACAUGGUAUUAUCCUCAAUUGGCGCAUUUUGUGUUCUAUUUGUUAUCCUUAGCUUCAAGUACGAAACUCCUAAAAAGUACAGGUAUACUACGAAAAUAAGAAACAAGAAGGCUCAGGAAUCAAUUGAAAUGGACUCGAUGAAGGAUUCGUUUGAAAUUUCUCAGGAGGAAGUAUCAAUAGAUACCGAAAGCGACGACUCUUCAGCAAGUUUAGCCAAGGUGCUUAAAUCAAAGAUUAUAUGGAUUCUCUCCGUCUUUCUUUUCAUAUAUGUCGGAGCAGAGGUGGCAUUUGGGGCAUGGCUAGUCACCUACCUCAUCCGUAUCAAACAUUGGGCUUAUAAAUCUUCAGCGCAUAUGUCUACCACGUUCUGGUCAGGUUUAACUAUCGGUAGAAUGGUCCUUGGGUUUGUCACCGCCCACUAUUUUACUACUGAACUAGCUGCCAAUUUGACAUACACUGUCCUUUCAUUUGCAGGAUACACACUCUUCUGGUUAUUUUCCUUCACGAAAAUAAACUGGUUGUUAUUCGGAGUUGUAUUCGUUACUGGUGUAGUGGUUGGGCCAAUAUUCCCUACGACAAUCAUAGCAGCGGUAAAUAUCUUGCCAGCAAGCUAUCAAGUGGUUGGGAUCGGGUUCAUAUGUGCGUUUGGCGGUGGUGGUGCGGCUGGAAUCCCAUUCCUCACUGGACUAAUUGCCGAAUCCAGCGAUGCAGGGUUAUCCAUUCUUCCACUCAUUGUCAUUGUCCUCUUUGCGGUGUUGCUCGUCAUAUGGGCAUUGAUUAUUUUCAAAUACGCAAAAUCCUACAAACGCAAUAAUUUAUAGAACUUUGUAUUAAAGUGUAUAGACCUCUAUAAAACACAUAACUAUACUUUCCCGCCUUGGGCAGCCCAUUCGUCAGGAGUGAAGCCCUUCUGGGUAAACGCAUGGAUCCCCGCUAUUUCUUCCUUCAAGGCGUUGUUCACCAAUCGAUGUCUCAUUAAUUUGUUCUUGCCCUGGAAUAAAGGCGACACGAUAAUCACGGCAAAUGCCUGUCCACAUCCUCCAGACAUGUCUUCCACGGUGACGAGCUCUGCCUGUAGUCUCUCUUGUAUUAUCUGUUUGAAUGUAUCUACCGUGAGUGCUGACAUUGGGUGGUGGUGGUGGUGGUGGUGGUGCUU